AUGAAUUUAAUUCUUGAAUUGCGCAAAGAAAGCUGUUCCCGGUCAGUACGUACUUUCAACUCGUUUCGUUCGGGUGUAAGUUCGGAUUAAAAUUGUGUUGAGGAUUUUUGUUUUUUUUGUUUAUUUCUUUUAAAUUCUCUACCGGCGGAAGAUUAGUGAAUAAUGUGAUAUGGCUAACUGUAAAAUAAAAAGCCUUUUGUUUAUUUGUUUUAUUGCUUUGAGUGCGGCACGCCCACAAAAGAAUUCGAAAUCCAUACUUAAUGUGGGCUCAAAAUGUGGCUACGCAAGCUGCCCUGCUGUUAAGCCGCAUAUGUUAAAUGUUCAUUUGGUACCACAUACACAUGAUGAUGUAGGCUGGCUUAAAACUGUGGAUCAGUAUUAUUACGGAAGUGAAACGUUAAUACAAAAAGCCGGUGUACAAUAUAUAAUCGACUCUGUUGUAGAGCAACUGCUCAAGGAUCCCAAUAAACGCUUCAUCUAUGUCGAAUCUGCAUUCUUUUUCAAAUGGUGGAGCGAACAAACUCCCGAAAUGCAAGAAGAAGUAAAAAUGUUAGUAGACGAGGGUCGUCUAGAAUUUAUUGGUGGUGCAUGGAGUAUGAAUGAUGAAGCUACUACACAUUACCAGAGCAUAAUCGAUCAGUUCACUUGGGGUUUAAGACGUCUGAAUGACACAUUUGGGGAAUGUGGACGCCCACGUAUAGGUUGGCAAAUUGAUCCGUUUGGACAUUCACGUGAAAUGGCAUCUAUGUUUGCACAAAUGGGUUUUGAUGGUUUAUUUUUUGGCCGUCUGGAUUAUCAAGAUAAAGACGAACGCCUUAUGAACAAAAAGGGAGAAAUGAUUUGGCGUGCUUCAGCUAAUUUGGGUGAACCAGCACACUUAUUUACAGGCGUUUUGUAUAAUCAAUAUCAGCCACCACCGGGUUUUUGUUUUGAUAUUCUCUGUGCUGAUGAGCCAAUUAUCGACGGUAAACACAGUCCUGAUAAUAAUGUUAAAAAGCGCGUUGAUCAGUUUUUUGAAUUUGUAACAAACAUGUCUAAAAGUUAUCGUACCAAAAAUGUACUCAUAACAAUGGGUGAAGAUUUUCAUUAUCAAAAUGCCAAUUCAUGGUAUAAAAAUUUGGAUAAAUUGAUUAAAUAUGCUAAUGAACGUCAAAUUAAUGGGUCUGAAAUCAAUCUUUUAUAUUCCACACCUUCGUGCUAUCUUAAGUCUUUACAUGAUGCUGGUAUAACGUGGCCAACAAAGGAUGAUGAUUUCUUUCCCUAUGCGUCAGAUCCACAUGCUUACUGGACUGGUUAUUUUACUUCACGUCCAACACUGAAACGCUAUGAACGUGUGGGAAAUCAAUUUUUGCAAGUUUGCAAACAACUAACAUCUUUAGCACCACGAGAAAAUCCAUAUUUUUUGCCACAUCUCUCAUUUUUCCGCGAAACAAUGGGUAUAAUGCAACAUCAUGAUGCUGUAACAGGCACCGAGAAACAAAAGGUUGCCUACGACUAUGCAAGACGUUUAAAUGUUGCUUUACGCGCUUGUGGAAGCAACACCAAAGAUAUACUUAACCAUUUAACAUCUGGAGAAACCCCACAAACAGGCAUACCAGACACUAAAAAGCAUGACUAUAAAUUUGAAUUCAAAACUUGUGACCUAUUGAAUAUUAGUAGUUGCCUCAUUUCGGAAACUAGUGACCGUUUUAUACUUACACUUUAUAAUCCACUUGCACAUUCUACUUUUGAAUAUGUCAGGGUACCAGUAUCAACUUUAGAUUACAUUGUCAAGGACUAUAGAGAUGUUACUUUGGAAACGGAAAUAUUGCCUAUUCCGGAAACAAUACAAAACAUAACGUUCCGUAACUCCCGUGCAAAAUAUGAACUCAUCUUCCUAGCCAGUGAAUUACCACCUUUUGGAUAUAAGUCUUAUUACAUUAUGAAAACAAACAAGCAUCGCUUGGAACCAAUACCCGAUGCAGACAACUUAUCAAGUUUUGUUAGCAUUGGAAAUGAAAAAAUACGUUUAACUUUUGACACGAACGGCUUCUUAUCUGCAAUAACAACAAAAGAAAUGACACGUAUUGUCAAUCAAGAAUUUUUGUAUUACGAGGGUGCUAUUGGCAAUAAUCGCGAAUUCCGUAAUCGCUCCUCAGGCGCAUAUAUAUUCCGACCCAAAACUGAUAAUGUUAAGCUUGUGACAACAGGUCCCAAAAUAAAAGUAUAUCGUGGAAAUUUGGUAGAGGAAGUUCACCAAAUUUUUAAUGAAUGGAUAAGUCAAGUUGUACGCGUUUACCGCAAACAUGGCUACGCAGAAUUUGAAUGGAUGGUUGGACCGAUACCCAUUGAUGACGGUGUUGGCAAAGAAAUUAUUACAAGAUUCAACUCUGAUAUACAAUCUGAAGGUAUAUUUUAUACCGAUUCGAAUGGUCGUGAAAUGUUAAAACGUUUACGUGAUCAUCGUGAUACGUGGCGUGUUAAAUUAUUGGAGCAUACGGCUGGCAAUUAUUAUCCUAUAACAACAAAAAUAGCAUUGGAAGAUGAAAAUGCACGUUUGGCUAUAUUGACUGAUCGUGCUCAAGGUGGCAGUUCAAUGGGUGAUGGUUCUUUAGAAUUGAUGAUUCAUCGUCGUUUAUUACACGAUGAUGCUUUUGGCGUGGACGAAUCACUUAACGAAACAGCAUUUGGACAAGGUUUAGUUGCGCGUGGUACCCAUUAUUUAAUAUUGGGUAAUUCACAAUUGGAUCAAAGUCCAACGACACAGUUACUGGAACGUUUUACACAGUUGGAAAAAUUGUUACCAACAUGGAAAUUUUUCAGUGAUGCAACGAAUAGUUCCUACGAUGACUGGCGUUUAAAUUACACAAACAUAUUUUCUGGUAUAAGUCUUUCAUUACCGCGGAACAUACAUAUUAUGUCAUUCGAGCCCUGGCAUGAAAAUGAAAUUCUAAUACGUUUUGAGCAUAUUUUAGAAAAAGAUGAAGAUCCUGAAUAUUCAAAAACGGUGCAAUUUAAUUUGAAAGACGUAUUACGUGGUUUUAAUAUUGUCGAUAUACGUGAGACUACGUUGGACGGUAAUGCAUGGCUGGAUGAUAAUCGAAGAAUGGAAUUCGUGCCUGAUCCAAUUGAAGAGUUAUAUGACAAUUAUGCUCUUUAUUACAAAUCAUCAGAUUAUGUGCAGCUGCUGCGAGCUGAUAAACCAUUAUUAGAUGCAAAGUACUUUGAAGAACUUUUACCUGUUGAUGGUUUGGGUGCGGAAAGUAAUCGUCUUAAACGUGAACAUGGAAAAAACAUGGAAUUAAAUCGUUUACGUGCUGAGAAAUUAAAGAAGUUCAAGCCAUCAAUUGCAAAUCUUCCAUUGCAAGAAGAUGAUGAUACUAAAUUCAUUAUUGAGCUUAGUCCAAUGGAAAUUCAUACAUAUGUACUAACACUUGCAAAGCACAUAUAACUAUUUUAAUAUAAAUAAAUCAAUUUUAGAGGUAUAGUGUCUUUUUAUAAAUAAAUAUUUAAUGAUUUAAAA
This is a messenger RNA of Teleopsis dalmanni, 3502 nucleotides long. RefSeq names its product lysosomal alpha-mannosidase (gene LManII). Gene Ontology annotation, biological process: mannose metabolic process. Gene Ontology annotation, molecular function: alpha-mannosidase activity; carbohydrate binding. Gene Ontology annotation, cellular component: lysosome. The transcript is spliced from 9 exons. Lineage: Eukaryota; Metazoa; Arthropoda; Insecta; Diptera; Diopsidae. The coding region runs from base 170 to 3430 and encodes 1086 amino acids. The record is from RefSeq and is a predicted model, not a curated record.